This is a messenger RNA of Petromyzon marinus (sea lamprey), 7526 nucleotides long. RefSeq names its product glutamate receptor ionotropic, NMDA 2C-like. Gene Ontology annotation, molecular function: ligand-gated monoatomic ion channel activity; signaling receptor activity. Gene Ontology annotation, biological process: monoatomic ion transport. The record is from RefSeq and is a predicted model, not a curated record. Gene Ontology annotation, cellular component: membrane. Lineage: Eukaryota; Metazoa; Chordata; Hyperoartia; Petromyzontiformes; Petromyzontidae.
GGGUUUGUCGCGCAGUGCACCGACCUGUGCCACUACUCAAGCAGUCACACAACCACUCUUGUGGGUAAAGUGCACGAUUUGACCUCAACGCCGCACCUUACCCUGCUCUACGCAAUACAGCAGUUUUAUGCAGAAUAGUACAAAUUUCAUAAUUUACACUCUCAAACAUAAACCAUUAGUUUUUCAAACAUUGCCGUGUUGUUUAAGCGAUUAAAUGAAUACAGCUUGCAUGGUGGGGACAACGACAGUGGUGGUGGUGAUGGUGCUGAUGGGAUCGAUGGACUGAGAGUACGUGGCAGCUGUAGCAGCGUCACCAUUCAUAUUGCACGACCUACUGUGCUCGACUGCCAUUCGGCAGGACGUGAGUUCACAUCCCGGCUGGGGGUUGACUAAAGGUCAUUAUCCCUCCAGAGUCGAUGAUAUCUCUUCUACUCUGUGAGACGUUAACGAAUGUAGUCCCCCCGUCACGGCCACGUGGAAAUUCCAACAUUGGCUCACGUCCGUCAAUGGGACGUGAGCGGGUUGGUCACCUUCACAUUCUAAAUAGUAUUAAAAAUAACAAUGCGUAUUCAAACUUAUUUCAGUCAUCGCAUCCGCUUGAUUGCUGCUCUUAUCCCAUCGUGCAUUCCUGUGCGGUCAGCCUUCGCUUCCACCCUUCCAAGCGUGGGCAGCGUAUUACCAAGGAGCACAUCGCCACGGCAGGAUCCAGCUCCGAGUGUCGCUCCGACAGAGCAGAAUGGAACUCAUUAAAUAUCCCAGACUCGCAUUGCUACAGCGCCGUUGGUGCCGGUGCACGGACAUUUAAUUUAAACUUCCAAUUUCGCGAAGGGGCAUUGGUGGAGUUUUUUUCCUAUUUUCUUCCCAGAGCCCUCGUACACACCACUCGGCCUCCCCCCACCCCACCUCGACGAGACGCCCGCUGCAGUGAGAGGCAGGGCUGGCAUAAAGCUCCUGUCAAAUCCAGCCCCAAUGGGGGGGCCUUGGUCGUAAGGAGGAGGAGUCGAUCUUCCUGCAGUUUGGCGCCACGGUGCAGCAGCAGUCGCGCGUCAUCAUGCGCAUCAUGGAGGAGUACGACUGGAACAGCUUCUCUAUCAUCACGACGCACUACGCGGGCUACCAGGACUUCAUCCACCACCUGCACGUCACGGUGGAGAACAGCUUCGUGGGCUGGGAGCUCGAGUCCAUCCUCACGCUGGACAUGUCCGAGGACGACAGCGACAUCAAGACCAAGGCGCUGCUGCGCAAGGUACAGACGCAGGUCAUCGUGCUCUACUGCAGCAAGGCGGAGGCCGUGCACCUGUUCGGCCUUGCCGAGAACGUGGGCCUCACGGGCUUUGGCUACGUGUGGAUCGUGCCGGGCCUGCGUCCCAGCGGCUCCAGCGAGGUGCCGACGCAGUUCCCCGUGGGCCUGCUCACCAUCACGUACGACGGCUGGCAGAGCAACCUUCCGCACCGUGCCAUGGAGGGGGUGGCCGUGAUCGCCAUGGCCGCGUUCAACAUGUUCACCGACCUGGGAUACGUCCCCGACAGCAAGCUGACGUGCGACGACACCACGGUGGUCAACGCCAGCGUGUGGGAGACGUACUACGCAUACCUCCACAACAUCACGUGGAAAGGCAGGGACCUAUCAUUCAACAGCGACGGCUACCUGGAGAAGCCCUCGAUGACGGUCAUGGUGCUGAACAACGGCCGCAUGUGGGAAAAGGUCGGGAAGUGGGAGGGCGACGCGCUCACGCUCAAGUACUCCAUCUGGCCGCGCUACGGCACGCGGCCGCCCCCCGGCGUGGAGGACCGCCACCUGAGCGUCGUGACGCUCGAGGAGAGGCCCUUCGUCAUCGUGGAGGACGUGGACCCCAUGGCCGGCACGUGUCUGCGCAACACCGUGCCCUGUCGCCAGCAGAUCAUCACCCUGGGGAAUCAUUCUGAGAGCAACUCAUUUGUGAAAAAAUGCUGCAAGGGAUUCUGCAUCGACAUUCUGAAAAAACUGGCAAAAACGAUUAAAUUUACCUUCGAUCUUUACCUCGUGACAAACGGGAAGCACGGGAAGAAAGUUCGAGGUGUGUGGAAUGGAAUGGUAGGCGAGGUGGUGUACAAGCGCGCAGACCUAGCCAUGGGCUCGCUGACCAUAAAUGAGGAACGCUUGGAGGUUAUCGAUUUCUCCGUGCCCUUCGUGGAGACGGGCAUCAGUGUGAUGGUGUCCAAAGGGAAUGGGACCGUCUCCCUCUCCGCCUUCCUGGAGCCGUACAGUGCCGCCGUUUGGGUGAUGAUGUUUGUCCUCUGUUUAUCCGUGGUGGCCAUCGCUGUGUUCGUAUUCGAGUACAUCAGCCCCAAGGGCUACAACCGCAACCUGGCCACCGGAUCAGCGCCUGACGGACCGACUUUCACGAUCGGAAAAUGCAUCUGGUUGCUGUGGGCUCUGGUCUUCAACAAUUCGGUGCCGGUCGAAAACCCACGGGGAACCUCGAGCAAAAUCAUGGUGCUCGUCUGGGCCUUCUUUGCCGUGAUCUUUCUGGCGAGCUACACAGCCAACCUGGCUGCCUUCAUGAUCCAGGAGGAGUACAUUGACCAGGUGUCUGGCCUGAGCGACAAGAAGUUCCAGAAGCCCAAUGAGCAAAACACACCGCUUCGCUUUGGCACCGUUCCCAAUGGAAGCACCGAGAGGAAUAUUCGGAACAAUUAUCCAGAAAUGCACAACUACAUGUCCCGCUACAACCAAAAAUCAGUGGAGGAUGCACUUGAGAGUCUCAAGAAAGGGAAACUGGACGCAUUCAUCUACGACGCCGCCGUCCUCAACUACAUGGCGGGCAAGGACGAGGGCUGCAAGCUGGUGACCAUCGGCAGCGGCAAGGUGUUCGCCACCACGGGCUACGGCAUCGGGCUGCAGAAGGCGUCCAAGUGGAAGAAGCACAUUGACCUGGCCCUGCUUCAGUUCAUGGGCGACGGUAACACAAGCGCAGUGCGGCAACGGCACAUAGGGUUGCCACCUGGCCCGGUUUUCCCAGGAUCGUCCUCUUGUCGAGACGAAAUUGACGAGCUGGAGAACAUCUGGCUGGCCGGUAUCUGCAAGAAGGAGAAGAACGAGGUGAUGAGCAGCAAGCUGGACGUGGACAACAUGGCGGGCGUCUUCUACAUGCUGGUGGUGGCCGUGGGCCUCAGCCUGCUGGUGUUUGGGGCCGAGCAUCUGUUCCACCGCCGCUUUGGCCGCUCAAAGGCGCGAGCUUCCUUCGAGACGCCACGCUUCCUGCUGGCCAUCAGCCGGGGCAUCUACAGCUGCCUCUACGGCGUGGAGAUGGUGGAGGAGCGGCGCUACUACCUGCCCCCGCCCCAGGGUGCGCGCCCGGAGGAGCCCCGCGCGCGGCGCCUGUUCGGCGCGGCGCGCGGCGUCUUCCGCGGCAGGCGCGAGCGCGGCGGGGGCCAGGGGGGGGCCCCCGACGCCGACCGGGGCCCCCCGUCGUGCGCGCAGAACCCCCUGCUGCACCCGGCGGGGGCGGACGCCGCCCAGCGGCAGGUCGCGAGCUUCGCCGAGGCGGCCUGCGGCGACGCGGUGAGCGCCGUGUGCGCCGGGGCGCCGCGGGGGCGGCCGCGGUUUGCCGCGCCGCUCCCCCCCGUCGGCCGCCCGUACUUCUUCUCCACCGGCCAGCCCACGGUCGCCGCCGCGGCCGCCACGGCCGGCGCCGCGGCCGACGCGCUGCCCUACGGGCUGGGCGCCGGCGUGCGCCAGCAGCUCAGCUGGGAGACGGACGGGGAGAGCUGGCUCUACGCGAGCGAAAAGAGCGGGGAGGGAUGCGCGGGCGGUGCUCCCACGAUACCCGGCUGCGGUGGAGGAGGAGGAGGAGGAGGUGGCAGCGGGGCUGCGGCCACCGGCGCAACCUCGCUGAGCGGCGGCGGCAGCUGCCAGAGCAUACCGUGGAGGUGUGCGCUGCACAGCACGUACGACAUGCUGCCCCCGCAGGCCCACAAGUCGAAGAGGGCGGCCCCGAGCCGCGUGGCGUCGCUGUCUCCGCCGCCCGCGCGGCCGCCGCAGGGCCCGCCGCGCUACGCGGGGCCCGGCAGCGCCGACGUGGACCUCAUCCCGCACGAGAGCGGCGGCGGUAGCCAGGAGACGCCGCCCUCGUGCUGCUCCAGCGAGCCGCAGGUGGCGUGCCGCGUCCCGCCGCCGGCCCCGCCGCCGCCGCGCCGCCCGGGACACUACCGCCGACCUCUCAGCUGCACGAGGGGCAUGACGAUCAACGACGACGACGUCGCCGGCGCUGACGAAGACGGGGACGAGGACGAGGACGACGGGGGCGGAGGGGGGUGCGGCGACGACGACGACGAAGCCGCCUCCGAGAGGGGCUCCUGCGCCGCCGCCACCGCCUCGGACGACCGCUUCGGAGGCUCCCCCGGCGCCGGCAGGAGGAGAGGCGGCUUCCACGACGGGGGGCGGGAGGAGGCGCACGCCGAGCGGUGCCCCUACUGGGCGCCGGCGGCCGCUCGCCUCGGCGGGCAGAAGGCCGCGUCGCGCUCCAUGGUGUGCCUGGAGCGCUGCCACAGGCGCUCCGCUGAGACGGGCAGCUUCAGGUCGUCGGGGCCGCCCGUGUGUCCCUGCACGCCCGAGGCCAAAGGCUCGGCCAGAAGUCAGGGGGGCCCGGCAAAGGGCCGCCGGAGGGACGGCAAGGGCUCCGCCCUGUCCAUGAAGCACCACACGCUGCCCAUGUCGUUUCUGUCCAAGAGGUCAGACUUCAAGUACGCGCACGCGCACCUCUCGGGCUACGAGUCGGAGGUGUGAGCGCCGAGGGCGCCAGUGGCCGGCGGCAACUCGAGGAGGAGGAAGAAGAAGAAGCAGCAGCAGCAGCAGCACGUGACUGUGAGGGACGAUGAGAUCUAUUUUUUAAAUGUAGCUGACGAGGCGUCGAUGUGCCAGCUACAAAGUCUUAUAAUCUCGGUUUAGUUGCAAUCGCAGUUUUCUACUUCUGGCUAUUAGAGAUUUUUUGCUAUGCAAACAAAUAGUGUAAAUAUUUACGGCUUAAAACUGCUCGAAGCGCGAUCGUCAAGCGAAGGGCCGUGGACUCUGGAGAGCCGUGCAGUCGCUGUGACAAUUCAACGAGAUAUGGAUUGCUUCUCUCUGAGUAUGAUGUCUUUUGUUCGGUCCACGUAGGUAACACAUUGCUUUAAUCCCACCGGUACCAAUGAGUCAUGAAGAGUGAUGCAAAAAAAUGUAAAAAAACAUCCUCUCAUAGGGAAAAAAAAGUAAUUGAGGUUUUCUGUAGAUGCAUCGACACACGUGGCUUCAUAAAGAGUUUGACAGUGUAAGUCAUGUUGAAAAAUAACACUUUGGAGACCUUUAUAUUCAGUAAAAUCCCAUAAUGGCAAAUCUGGAUACAGUGUCCUGUUAUAUGUCCUGUUAUAACGAGCACCACGAACCAGAAAUGUGCAUUGCUGAAUAUACCGCGUGUCCAUAAAGUUAUCGUCUGUUGUUAAAGAAUUACAGACAGCGGGUUGAACCGUUGGGUUGAAAUGCUGGCUCCGUAUUCGCUGUACACAGUCGUGGGUUUUUGUUUUACCAAACACUUUGAGUGAUCUUGUUUAUCAUUACAUUAGAAAAUAUCACGGCUCAGACGUUGGUGACUCUCUCUGAUCCCGACGUGACGCCCGGCGGCCACGUGGAGGUUUAGAGGGGCCAGCAUCUUACGAUGAAAUAUUCAAACGAGCAGCUGUCUAAUUGUAAAUUCUUUAAUAACAAAGGAAUGCUAUAGAAUGGACACCUGUCGCCCCUAUACACAGAGGCAAUGGGACUUCACCUCUCGUUAUCUCUUACCCUUUAUAAGUAUGCGUUGUGUUAAACACAUGCACGCACACACGUACAUAUAUACACACGCGCUUUGCAAUUUCCAGAUCACCUAACCACCUCAAAUCCAUGACCUAAACCAGCCCAGGACCGUGCCUGCCAAGGGCAUGCCGACGUGUACAAACGGUGCCACAGCAUUUCCACUCGGUGGUGGUGAUUAAUACGCCUCUGUAAAAAAAAGUAUUUGCCGUUAUAACAGGGACCUCACUCCUGUUCCUGACACAGGGAAAAUUCGAAUACCGUAACUCACUCAAAGCCUUCCUUUCCUCUGUCCAGCCAUUAUAAUGAGGUUCUACUGUGUGUGUGUAUGUAUGUAUGCAUAUUUGUGUAUGUACGUAUAUUAUAUAUACUUAUGUACAGUGACAUAUUUCCACCCUCCCCAUGGUUAGCACCUGUUUUUGCAUAAAGUCACCACGUUAUAAUUACAGGAAGUAAAUCAUAUCAGGUUGCACUCCUCUUUGUGGCAAACAUAAACGAAACAAAUUUGAGGGGCAGCGGUGACGCUGUCGCCCGAUGUGCAGCGGAAAGGAUGUAACCAAAUCUAGCCAAAGGUCACCAAAGGUAGCCACCGUCAAAUGAUGAACGAAUUGCUGCUAAUUGUCAUUGCAGCCCCGCCAAACGCCACUCGUGAGCGCCUACUGCGCGACGCUGCGAGCGAACGCGCCACGCCACGCUCCCGCUACACAGAGUGCCACUGGAGCGCUGCGAGCCCGAUGUGUCAUUGCUCCCUGUACGACUGAUCGCGUGGGGCGAGCCGACCCGCAGGUGGAACGUGUUUUUCCCGCUGCCCGCCACGGUUCUGUUGGCGUGCGACUUUGAGCGUGGACCGACGCCUCUCUGCUUCCCGAGGAAACACUGCGUUUUCUUCAAGACGACGGAGAUGUAUUUAUUUAUUUAUCUAUUUAUUAGGCGGUAAAAUAAGGAUGCUUUUUCUUUUUUCUCGAGAAAUACUUUCCUUGCAGGAAUUUUACGUGCAAAAACCCAUCACGUUAUAUACUCAAUUUAUAACACACACACACACACGAGCGCGCGUGAAAGAAAGAGGCCAACAUUAUUAUUGCCCGUUGCGUGCGUGCGUGUGUGCAAAUGUAGUCAUUGUUGGAGCAGCAUUCAAAGUACGUUCCCGUGUUACGUUGAUGCCACAUAAAACCAGCCCAGCACCUCAUUAACCACAAUCAUUUCGCGACACAGAACCCGCAUGGGCUUCUUCCAUGCGGGGUGUAAAAGCGCGACUCCCGGGCGACUGCGGAGCGCAACAAGGCGGAUCGGUAGCGAGUGGCCAAAUCCAACAUUACGCAACUGCCGUUUUAACGAUCCUGAAAAAAAUAAUUUACACGGACGUGGAUUUUUAACCACCGAUACGUGGAAAACGAUGGGAAUAUCCUUGGAAAAUAAUGCCGGGGGUUCGCACGGCCUGUGAGCACCAUGCAGCCCUCACGCCGGAUGACCACAGGCAGAACAUGGGCCUCACUGUAGCGCACAUUCACUGCGUUGUGGGGUUUUUGUUUGUGUUGCUGUUUUCGUUGUUUUUAGCAUAGUUUGCCUCUGUUUAUUUUUUAUCUGUUUCCGUGUCCAUUCGCUGACGCAUUAAGCUGUUCUAGUUUUAGUUGUAAAGUUGCUAAUGUGUUGUGUGAAUUCCAUCAGUUUGCAUUUGAGCUAUUUUAAAGUUUUUACGAGAUGAAUAAAGAUUCUAAAUUAG